Brenthis ino (lesser marbled fritillary) is the source of this 1041-nucleotide messenger RNA. The record is from the annotation of a GenBank genome assembly. NCBI's taxonomy places the organism in Eukaryota, Metazoa, Arthropoda, Insecta, Lepidoptera, Nymphalidae.
AUGAAUCUGGAAUUUUACAGGGGUUGGUUCCUUUUGGCUGAUAUCGUGGGAAUGGAACGGCAAGUCUGGAACCUUGAUUCACAUCUGCAGGAGACAUCGACAAUGCCCCCAAAACAGAACAGGAAAAUUAAAAAAUUGGCCGAUGUAAUAAGAGAGUGCCGCAUCGCAUCUUUUUCAAAUGAAUCUAAUGGAAUGGUCAUUAUGAAAGAUCACGACCCAGCUAUCAUUUCUCAAUGGCCAAAAGUUAAACUGAAAGUACCCCACAUUUUUUUACACAAACCUGUAGACUUUGCUCAUCAUGUCCGAAAACUUCUUUCUAUGGGUAUAAAUUUUUAUCAGCCUUCACUCAGCAGAUAUUAUACUAAAAUAACUUGUCUUACAUUUAAUGAUCACAAGGCUUUGAUUCAGUAUUUCGAAAGUAAACAAUUACCAUAUCACACCUUUGGCCAUCCAAAUAAGCGUAAAUUGAAAGUAGUCAUUAGAGGCUUGCCGAAAAAUGUGGAUUUAGAUGAUCUGAAAAGACAGCUUAAAAAUGCUGCCAUACCUAUUAUAAGAUUGCAUAAAAUGCAAAUAAGUGAAAAUAUAAAAGAUACAUCUCUUAUAUUAGCAGUGGUACCACAUAAUGAGGAUGGAAAAAAACUUUUGAAAGUUAAAAAGGUAUUAGGUUUUGAUGUAAAGUUGGAACCACCAGAUAAUAAAACAAAACAAUGUCACCGUUGCCAAAUGUGGGGUCACACUCAAAGAUAUUGCCAUGGCCAAGUGAAGUGUGUAAAAUGUGCUGGAGGUCAUUUAUCAAAAAAAUGUGAGAGAAAUGCCAGCGAGGAACCCCCAAAGUGUGCCAAUUGUGGAGGUGAGCAUACUGCAAACUUCAAAAAGUGUCCAUGUUGUCCAGACUCUUUAGAACAUCAGCUCAGUCAAAUUCAAAAGAAAACAAAAAUGCUGUAUAUUAAAUGUAAGAGGACAGAAUUAGUCACUUUGGAGAAUUGUGACAGUUUAUAUAAAAAUGUCAAUAAGCCAGAUCCAAUAGGUAUAGUUAUAUUU